GGAAGAAACGCCCACCAGUGUGUAGCAGAGGGGUUGGAGGAGGAGAAGGUGGUGGUGAUGGAGGUGUGAAGACUCGUUUGGCAGCAGUACCGUAGCAUUAAAAGAGAUGUUGAAAACGAAAAGACAAUAUAGAAAAAAAAGAAUGAUAUUUCGGCUGUGAGGACAAGGGAUUUAUUGCACCGUCCUCCAUUCCUCUGGAGAACCAGUCUCAGUCUCAGAGCAUCAGGAGGACAGGACUGUGUGUUACGCAGUAAACCCCCCAACAACACAACCUGGGGGUGGGGGGGAUUCCGCUCUUCCAUGCAAGGCGUGGCUGAGAGAGAAAGAGAGAGAGUGAGGGAGAGAGAGAGGACGAUAGAUAGAUAGAUAGAUAGAUAGAUAGAUAGAUAGAUAGAUAGAUAGAUAGAUAGAUAGAUAGAGAUUAUCUCUACAGGGUCUGUGCGCACCUGUCCGUCUUCUUUACGCACGGAUAUUUUCUCCAUCACUGGUGGCGCUGCGACAAAGAAGAGAAGAGAAGAGAAGAGAAGAGAAGAGAAGAAGAGAAGAGAAGAGAAGAGAAGAGAAGAGGGAACGAGACAUCGCGCGCUGUAGUCUCACGUCCACCUCCUCCAUCUUCACCUCGUUCCCUCGUUUCAUGAACGGUGGGGUCCUCCGUGCGCGCGGGUUUCCGGGAGCUGGCUGACUGGUUGACAUGGGGCCGGUGAGCGCGCGAGGCUUGUGCUCGAUGUGCGUGGCGGCGUCGCUCGCGCUGUUGCUGCUGCCGCCGCUGCCCGCGCGCCUCGCCGAGGGCCGGCGGCGCGCCGCGCGCUGCCCGCCGAGCUGCACGUGCGCCAAGGACACCGCGCUGUGCUCGGGCGGCUCCUCCAUCCCGCGCGGCUUCCCUCCCGACGUCGUCUCGCUAUCCUUCGUGAAGUCUAGCUUCAGUGAAAUCCCCAAGGAGAGCUUCAUUCACACCCCAGCACUCCACCUCCUACUUUUCACAGCUAACAUGUUCGAGUCUAUUAAUGAGGAUGCCUUCCUUGGUCUUCCGCAUUUGGAAUAUCUGUUUAUUGAAAAUAAUCAAAUCAAGUCUGUAUCACCUUUUGCCUUCCGAGGUCUCAAGUCCUUAAUACACUUGAGCCUUGCCUUCAACAGUCUGGAGUCUCUACCAAAAGAUCUCUUUAAAGGAGUAGAUACUUUGACAAAAGUUGACUUGCGUGGAAAUCUGUUCACCUGCGAUUGCAAAUUGAAGUGGCUGGUGGACUGGAUUUAUCACACGAACGCAACCGUAGACCAGAUAUACUGCAACAGCCCUCCAGCAUAUCAAGGAAAGAAAAUCAACGAUCUUACUCCACAGUCAUUCGAUUGCAUAACAACUGAUUUUUCACUGCUGAAAUCUCUCGAUUUCCAGUCCAUUUCAGUGGAGACAUUUACUUUUGGUGGUGACCAGUAUGUGGUGUUCGCCCAGCCUUUCAUUGGAAGAUGUAGCUUCAUGGAGUGGGAUCAUGUACAAAUGGAAUUUCGGAAUUUUGACAACAUAACGAGCACCUCAACUGUUAUUUGCAAACCUCUGGUGAUCGAUGAUCAGCUGUUUGUCAUUGUAGCUCAGCUCUUCGGUGGUUCGCACAUCUACAAGCGAGACAUCUCUGCCAACAAGUUCAUCAAAAUCCAAGACAUCGACAUCCUAAAAAUCCGAAAGCCUAACGACGUGGAGGUGUUCCGCCUGGACGGAGAGUCCUUCUUCGUCAUUGCUGACAGCUCCAAAGCCGGUUCGACCACCGUGUACAAGUGGAACGGCAACGGUUUUUACUCGCACCAGUCGCUGCACCCGUGGUACCGAGACACGGACGUGGAGUACCUGGAAAUCUCUGGCAAGUCACACCUGAUCUUAUCCAGCAGCUCACAGCGGCCUGUCGUCUACCAGUGGAACAGGAGCUCUAAGCUGUUCGAGAGGCGCACAGACAUCCCCGAGAUGGAGGACGUGUAUGCCGUGAAACACUUCCAAGUGAAGGCCGAACUCUACGUGUGCCUGACACGCUUCAUCGGUGACUCCAAGGUAAUGAAAUGGGACGGCGCCAUGUUCGAAGAGGUUCAGAGCGUGCCGUCGCGAGGCUCCAUGGUCUUCCAGCCGUUCACCGUGGCGGACUGGCAGUACGCCAUCCUGGGAAGCGACUACUCCUUCACUCAGGUGUACCGCUGGGACGCCAAGAAAGGCCAGUUCAUUCACUUCCAAGAGGUCAACAUUCAAGCACCAAGAGCGUUCUCGCUGGUGUCCAUUGAUAACCGAGAGUUCCUCCUGGCAUCCAGUUUUAAGGGGCAAACACGCAUUUACGAACACUUGAUCCUUGACUUAAGUGAUUGAUUAAAUCUAGAAUUGGGAGGUGAAGCGAUCCUUUCCACUUUGAAGUCAAUGGGGAGAAGAUACUGAUAACUCAGUGAUGCUUUCUGGCAGAAUGGAUGACAUGGGUAGCACACAUGCAUGCCAUAGGUGUCCAUCAUCGCUUGAAAUCCAUAUUGUUAAGCCAUGCUCUAACACUUCACUGUUUUGGUGGUUAUUGUAAACACCUACUGAAAAUAGACCUUUUAUUCUAUUCUAUUUAUUUUCCUGUUUGAAACGAGUAAAACUGCUAAAUUCAAUGUUUACAUUUUACCCCCUGCUUUCCAUUUGUAAAACUGAAUUACAUAUUUUCUAAGACAUGGGACCAAACAAGCAAAAGAAUUUGAUAGAAUUUUAAAAUCGUUUUAAUCGACGUUGGUUUGUAUGAUCUGUAAGCGCAACUUUAGACAUCGUUUUAAUAAUUCAAUCCAGUAACAGUUAUAUGUGAUUUUGAAUUUAUACCAGACCAUACUAUCAUGGCAUUAAUCUAUCGGACCAACAAUCGUGUUUGAAUUCAUUAUGCCUGCAUUGUUUUGGAAACCAAAGGUCAAAACUGAAGCCAUGGUUUAAAAUUUAAAUAAAAACCUUACAAUCAAA
This is a messenger RNA of Silurus meridionalis, 2953 nucleotides long. RefSeq names its product leucine-rich, glioma inactivated 1a (gene lgi1a). NCBI's taxonomy places the organism in Eukaryota, Metazoa, Chordata, Actinopteri, Siluriformes, Siluridae. The record is from RefSeq and is a predicted model, not a curated record. Gene Ontology annotation, biological process: myelination. The coding region runs from base 692 to 2341 and encodes 549 amino acids. The transcript is spliced from 8 exons. Gene Ontology annotation, molecular function: protein binding.